Molecule: messenger RNA, 1288 nt
Organism: Phialemonium atrogriseum
Lineage: Eukaryota; Fungi; Ascomycota; Sordariomycetes; Cephalothecales; Cephalothecaceae
Exons: 3
Coding region: 197-1033 (278 amino acids)
Source: RefSeq, a predicted model, not a curated record
GAAAGGUGGCGCAGCACACGUGCAGUUGGGUCGCGACAUUGCCCCUCAAUACCUUUAAUGAGUCACGGCGAUCCAUCCUCCCUCGGGCAAAUUGAAUGCCUCUAUCUACGUCGCACUUUUUGAAUCGCGAUUCAUCUGUCUUGACACCCAAUUCAUCUGACCAUCUGCAUCGCAACACGCACUCACUCAUAACGCCAUGUCUGAUCUCAGCCUCAAAUUCUUGGACGACGGCACAACCGAUGCCGGGCCUGGCCGCUAUGCCGACAAGAGGGCCUUUGACGUCCUGCAGCGCUAUCUCCAGAGCCAGCUCUCCGUUAAAGAGACGGCAAAAGAGAUCACUGCCAUGCUUCCCGAGCCCGAGGCCCGCAAAACACGCGGAGCCGAGAUUGGCCUGUUCGGUUCCUUCCUCUGUCAGAUAGCCCGACAGAUUCCGUACAGUCAUCCAGCACAAACGAGGCUGGUGCAACUGAUUCAACGUGUUUCCCAUUCUCCAAAAUUAACCGGACAGGGAGACGACGAUGGAUACAUGAUCUGUUUCACCAUGGACGACUUCAAAAGCCAACUGCGAGAGUGGUUUACUCCGAUCUUUGAGGAUGACCCGGAAGACACAAAUCAGUACUCCCAUGCUCUCAACUUCUCUGCUUUCCUUGCACGCCUCACGCAGUGCGGCUUUCUGAGCUACUCCCCACUUUCCAUCUGGACGAUGCGUGGAUCUCUUGAGGAGAAGAUUGACCAUCAAGAAGCCUUCGACUGCUCCGUCAGCUCAGCUGCCUUGUGGAUCAUGUUUGCAGGCCAGGCUACUUAUACGCAGGUAGUCGAGGCACCAUUCCCUGAGAAGGCUGAAGGCAUCUACCGUUCGGGAAGCCUGUACCGCGGGCCCGAGUUGGGCUUGGAGCGAUGGAGAUUCUGGAAGGAGGCGCUGAUGGCUGCUGUCGAGAAGAAGGGAGCGAGUGACGAAUGUCGGCAUCUGGCUCAUGGGGCAGCCGAACUCAUGGGCGACAUUGAGCUGAACAUGGAAUUCUCAUUUGCUUGAUUCUAGCCGGAGGAAGGUUGACAGCAUUACUAUUUAUUACUGCCUGUUCUACAAGACGUACCUAAACCCCUUGUUAUCGAUCUCGGUCAUGUCUCUCAUCCCCUUCUCGAUAGCUUCCCGUUCCUGGUCCUCGGCGCGUCGCGAGUCUGCAGUGGCUUCGCGGUCGCGUUUCUUGUUCACGCUCCACAUGUAACCGUAUAAGACUACGACCAUAAUCGUCUUGACAGAAUAGCCGAUGAGAAUCCUGCAGCGGUG